AUGUUGACAAAAAAUCUUAUCACUACCGUAAUUUUUUUUUUGGCAUCAUUUCCCAUACAAAAUCUUGCAAUACCUUAUAAUAAUGAAGAGACCGCAAUUGUACCAUUAUUGUCUUCUGUGAAUGCUCAGGUUAUACCUGAUCAAUACAUUGUAGUUCUUAAAGAUAAGCUUGAUAAAAACACAGUUGACUAUCAUCACAACUGCGUGCAUUCUGCCAUCACUGACGAACAACAAAACAUAACAAAAAGAGGUCUUUCGGAUGAAUUUGUCUCGGGAGUUCGUCAUGUCUAUUACUUGGAUGGCUUUAAAGGCUACUCUGGUAGAUUCAGUAACGAAGUCCUCAAUAUAAUUAGACAGAGCAAAGAGGUUGCAUACGUUGAGAAAGAUCAAGUUGUAUACGCUAAUGAACUUCAAAGAAAUGCUCCAUGGGGUUUAGCUCGUAUAUCACACCGCUCAGGAUUAACCUUCAGUAGCUUUAACAAAUAUAUCUACGAUGAAAGUGCCGGUGAAGGUACAACUGUUUACAUUAUUGACACUGGAAUCAACAUUUAUCAUGUUGAUUUCGAAGGUAGAGCUGUAUGGGGUGUCACUGUUCCCGACAACGACCAAGACAUUGACGGAAACGGUACACAUGUGGCCGGUACAGUUGCUGGUAAACGAUAUGGUGUCUCGAAGAAGGCAAAGGUGGUCGCAAUUAAAGUUUUGCGUUCAAAUGGUUCAGGCACAAUGUCCGAUGUUAUUAAAGGCGUAGAAUAUGCUGUAGAGUUCCAUCUUGCUGAACGUGAAAAAGCUCGUAAAAGAGGAGUUCCUUACAAAGGCGCAGGAGCUAAUAUGAGCUUAGGUGGUGGUAGAAGUAGAACUUUGGAUAAUGUUGUCGAUUCCGCUGUAGAUCAUGGUCUUAUUUUUGCCGUGGCUGCCGGUAAUGAUAACGGUGACGCUUGUAAUGCCUCACCUGCUGCCUCAGAAAAAGCAAUCACUGUUGCCGCUUCAACAAUUGAAGAUGAGCGUGCAUGGUUCUCAAAUUAUGGCACAUGUGUCGAUGUGUUCGCUCCCGUAAAUAUCACAUCAGCCUGGAUUGGUUCAAGAACAGCUACAAACACAAUCUCGGGUACUUCAAUGGCCUCGCCCCAUGUGGCUGGGUUAAUUGCAUACUUCAUGGGUCUUGAACCAGACUGCCAAUCUGAAUUUUAUACUCAAUCUCUCUCACCAAAUAAGAUUAAGGAUGACAUUAUUAAAUUGUCAACGAAAAACGUGUUGAGAAAGGUUCCUGCCAACACUAAAAAUCUUUUAGUUUUUAAUAACUAUUCUUGA
Molecule: messenger RNA, 1311 nt
Organism: Entrophospora sp. SA101
Lineage: Eukaryota; Fungi; Glomeromycota; Glomeromycetes; Entrophosporales; Entrophosporaceae
Source: the annotation of a GenBank genome assembly